AUGGCCGAUUCACUUACUGAAGAGCAAGUCUCCGAGUUCAAGGAGGCUUUCUCCCUGUUUGACAAGGAUGGCGAUGGCCAGAUUACCACCAAGGAGCUCGGCACCGUUAUGCGCUCUCUCGGCCAGAACCCCUCUGAGUCUGAGCUUCAGGACAUGAUCAACGAGGUCGACGCCGACAACAACGGCACCAUCGACUUCCCCGAGUUUCUUACUAUGAUGGCCCGCAAGAUGAAGGACACUGACUCUGAGGAGGAGAUCCGUGAGGCUUUCAAGGUUUUCGAUCGUGAUAACAACGGUUUCAUUUCCGCUGCUGAACUCCGACACGUCAUGACCUCCAUCGGCGAGAAGCUCACCGAUGAUGAGGUUGAUGAGAUGAUUCGAGAGGCUGACCAGGACGGUGAUGGCCGAAUCGACUACAACGAGUUCGUUCAGCUCAUGAUGCAAAAAUAA
Messenger RNA from Fusarium sp. VM40, 450 nucleotides. NCBI's taxonomy places the organism in Eukaryota, Fungi, Ascomycota, Sordariomycetes, Hypocreales, Nectriaceae. The record is from the annotation of a GenBank genome assembly.